GACCACAACUCGGCCACUUUUGCUGUGGCGCUGAAUACAAGUGUCAGGGAGGUGAAGCGGCUGAUCCUACAGAGGCACUGGCCAUCAAGCCCCAACUUGAUUCCAGCCACGCAAGUCGACAGGAUUCGGCUUUUUGCAGCAGGCAAGGAGCUCGGGGGCAAAGGCACAGACGACGUUAAGAGCUUGAAGGAUGCCAAUAUUUUGUUGAGCAAGAACGGCCCAACCCCCGUCCAUGUUAUGGCCGUCCAGAAGGACAUCACAGCGGAGAAGUCCGCAACUACCACCGAAAAUUCGUCCAACUCACUCAAGGUGCUAUUGUACGCUUCUUUGAUGAGUCCUGCGCGGAAGUGCUGGGAUGGGUUUGUGGGUCCGGGCCUUAAUUGUCGUAACGUCGGCAAGCACAUGAGCUGUGGCCCUUGUUCUUUGCCCCGUUGCACGACGGCAAACUUGAGACUCCUCAGGCCAGCGAAAGGGUUACACUGUCUUGGGAUUCCACAAGAUUCGGAGUUUUGCGAGCAGGUUGUUUUGUAG
This is a messenger RNA of Symbiodinium necroappetens, 531 nucleotides long. Lineage: Eukaryota; Dinophyceae; Suessiales; Symbiodiniaceae. The record is from the annotation of a GenBank genome assembly.